This is a messenger RNA of Planococcus citri (citrus mealybug), 3372 nucleotides long. Its product is annotated as dipeptidyl peptidase 9-like. Lineage: Eukaryota; Metazoa; Arthropoda; Insecta; Hemiptera; Pseudococcidae. The record is from RefSeq and is a predicted model, not a curated record. The coding region runs from base 643 to 3237 and encodes 864 amino acids. Gene Ontology annotation, biological process: proteolysis. The transcript has 15 exons. Gene Ontology annotation, molecular function: dipeptidyl-peptidase activity; serine-type peptidase activity.
UUGAUGGUACUUUUUCAAAAACUUUCUGUUUCUUUUGAUUAUUCAUGUAAAUUUUUCAUUUAUUCGGAAUUCGGAUGUUCAAUGUGAGAUAACUAAUGAUUAAUUAUGGCUCGUGUAGAGUAACUACGUUUUCUGAAAUUCUCGUGAAAAGUAGACGGUAAAAGUUGAAAGAUUCUUAUCACUGUUGCUCUGUACACUGGUCGGGUCGCUGUUCGCUGAUCAGCCUACUGAACAGAAACUUGAACGAAGAAGUGAUUUUCUUUUCUUUCUACUUCCUGUGAUAUGAUGAAUAAUCAAUUAUUAUGAAAAUAAUUGUAACCUAGCAAAUCAACGAAAGAAGAAACCUCAAACAUCACACCAAAGUCUGUGCAGUCAAAUCAAGAUAUCUUCUCACUGCUACAUAAUCCUGAAUAGUUGAUAAAGUUUUAUACCUCAAGUUAUUUCAAUGCGAAUAUUCAAAAUAUUCGAAAACAAUUCAUGAAAAAUUCAUUUUCUGUUUAUUACUUAUGCUUUAUAAGAUCUCGCUUGUAAUGGUUACUUGAACAGAAGUGUGUUAUGGUGAACUCGAUAUUUUUGGCCAUUUCGAUGUAUCCUGUUUGAUAUUUUUCGUAGUGAGGUUGUUUUCUGUAUGAAACUUGAAUAAUGCUUCCGAACGAUCAGCCUUGCAGCACUGUAACAGCAUCCACUUCCGAAGAGGAGAAAUGCGAUACUCCGGAAUAUAAUUCCAAAUUAUUAAUUCAGAAGAAAGGCAAAAAAACAUGGCGAGAGUUCAAAGAGAUAGUUGACGAAUUGAGAAAACAGCUAUCAUCGUUGUCGACUCUGGCUCCCACAUCGAUUUGUUUUCGAACGUAUUCGGAUGGCAGAACGCGAAUAUUUUUCUUAGGCUGUCCUGUCAACGGCUUGGAAACUACCUUACUGUAUACCGAUAUCCCUAAGGAUGAGAAUACGCAGCCCGAUGCUCAAUUACAUUGGUAUCCGGUCAUCGAAAGUAUAGCUACAACGUCCAAGUUUUCCCACGAAGAACAACUUAUGUUGGAGAGAAAAAGACUGGCUACAUGGGGCAUUACUUCUUUCGAAUUACACGAGGAAUCCGGCAGAUUGGUUUUUCCAACCUCUAGUACGCUUUUCCAUUGCACUGAUAACGGCUUCUCCAAAGGUCCGCUGUUUCCGACUGAAUUGCGUACGAAUGCGAACGGAGCCAAGUUAUCUGCGCAAAUUUGUCCCUCCAAUUCGGAUCUUGUGGCGUAUAUUUGUAACUGCGAUAUAUGGCUAUCGCAUACAGUGACAGGCAGUACUCAUAGAUUAACUUAUGCUCAUAAAGGAGGCAAAAACGUAGCCGACGAUCCACUCGUUGCCGGACUUCCAUCUUAUGUAAUGCGGGAAGAAUUUGAUAGAUAUCAAGGCUAUUGGUGGCAGCCACACUCCAAUGGAACUGUAUAUAGAAUUUUGUACGAAGAAACAGACGAAAGUGAGGUGAAAAUUUAUAAUUUUCCUUCGACCAAUUCGAAUGGAAUGGGCGAUAUCGAACAGUACAGAUUUCCCAGAGCCGGAACUGCCAACUCUAAAUCUAAUUUAAAACUUAUAGAAUUCUCAUUGAACGAAAAUCUACAAAUCGUUCAAAUAAAAAAUUUAGAAUUACAGUACCCUCUGUCGUACAUGUUUCCUUGGAUGGAGUACAUGGUUAGAGCCGGGUGGGCACCUAACAAAGACGCAAUUUGGGUUCAGUUAUUGGAUAGAAGACAGCAACGGCUCGAGUUGGUAUUAUUAUCUGUCGAAAAUUUCACCGAACCUCCGCCCAAUAUGUAUUAUAUCGAAAGUCACCUUCCGCCUGCGUCUCCUCCAGCCCAUAUAAUUUAUUCGCAAACUUCGGAUGUUUGGAUUAACGUUCACGAUAUGCUGUACAUGUUCCCAAUCACAAACACCGGAGAAGUUACCAUUAUUUGGGCUAGUGAAGAAACUGGCUACCGACAUUUGUAUUUGAUUACUAGUUUACUGCCUAGACCCGGAGUAACCAAUGGUUUUUCAAAUCCGUUUGACUCUGGUGAUAAUAAUUCAUACGAUUCGAAUGAUAGUUUGGUUGUUACUCAUGUCGCAUUGACAAGCGGUGAAUGGGAAGUCCUUAGGAGACCAUUAUGGGUAGAUAUUGAUAGGCAAUUACUGUAUUUUAUGGCUUUAAGAGAAUCUCCUUUGGAGAAACAUUUAUACGUCGUUUCAUUGAGAAGGCCCGGAGAAAUUAAAUUACUAACGAGACCCGGAUUUUCUUAUGUCGUCGAGUUCAAUAAGGAUUGCACCAUGUGUGUAGCCAUUUAUAGCAAUAUCAGACAGUUACCAGCUUGUCAAGUGUUCCGGAUAACUCACACAGAUCACACCGUGCAAGGUGUUCAUCUGAUAUCAGUUGGAUAUCUACUGGAGCCGAUAGAAAUUUUAUAUCGGAAUUUAAAAAUUUCAGAGAGCGAUUUACUUCCUCCUGAACUAUACAGACAUCAAAUUCGUUCUGGUGAAACUUUAUACGCCAUGGUGUUCCGUCCUCAUUGUUACCAACCAGGUAAAAAAUAUCCGACCGUGUUGAGUAUUUACGGAGGCCCUGAAGUUCAAUUAGUAUCAAAUACCUUCAAGGGCAUGAGGCACCUAAGAAUGCACAUGUUGGCGUCUCAAGGCUAUUGUGUGAUACAGAUCGAUUCUAGGGGAUCACAGCAUCGUGGCCUUCGAUUUGAAAGCCACCUAAGAGGGAAAAUGGGUACGAUUGAGCUGUCGGAUCAAGUAGAAGUUCUCGAGUGGUUAGCUGAGACGUUGAAUUAUAUCGAUAUGAGUCGUAUUGCAGUAAAUGGUUGGUCGUAUGGCGGAUACUUGAGUAUUAUGGCGUUGGCUAAAUAUCCGCAUAUUUUCAAAUUAGCCAUUGCCGGUGCUCCGGUGACAUCUUGGUCAUUGUACGAUACCGGAUACACCGAACGAUAUAUGGAUUUGCCUCAACACAAUCAACUUGGUUAUAAAACUGGAUCCGUUUUAAGUUACGUUAGUCAGCUACCUGAAGAGGAAAAUAGACUACUUAUUGUGCACGGGCUUAUAGACGAAAACGUACACUUUCAUCAUACGAGUCAAUUGAUUAACGCUUUAGUGAGACAAUGUAAACCAUAUCAACUGCAAAUUUAUCCGAAUGAAAGACAUAGUUUGAGGAGCAUAGAUGCCAGUAAACAUUACGAAACUACUUUGUUAUCAUUUUUGCAGAAUCAUUUAUAACAAAUUAGCUUAUAAAUGGUGUGUUAACACUUGUUUAUUUAUCUUUUUUCAUGUCGUACCAUUAUAUAAAUUGUUAAUAUGUAUAGGCUGUGGGUAAAAUUGUUCAGAUUAAACGAAUAGUUUAUUGUUAUUGUU